Camarhynchus parvulus is the source of this 1252-nucleotide messenger RNA. RefSeq names its product cutC copper transporter (gene CUTC). The transcript has 7 exons. The coding region runs from base 71 to 766 and encodes 231 amino acids. The record is from RefSeq and is a predicted model, not a curated record. Gene Ontology annotation, molecular function: copper ion binding. Lineage: Eukaryota; Metazoa; Chordata; Aves; Passeriformes; Thraupidae.
GGGGCCGGCGCGGCUCGGGCGGGCGGCAUGGGGCGAUCCGGGGUGACCGCGCCGCUCCCGCCCCGCAGGCAUGGACGAUGGGUUCCUCAUGGAGGUGUGCGUGGACUCGGUGGAGUCCGCCGUCAACGCGGAGCGCGGAGGGCUGCUGCAGGUGGUGAAGCAGUGCGUGCGGGUCCCGGUGUUCGUCAUGAUCCGGCCCCGCGGCGGGGAUUUCCUCUACUCGGACCGGGAGGUGGAGGUGAUGAAGGCCGACAUCCGCCUGGCCAAGCUGCACGGCGCUGACGGGCUCGUGUUCGGGGCCCUCACCGAGGACGGGCGCAUCGACACCGAGCUCUGCACGGCGCUGCUGGCUGUGUGCCGUCCCCUGCCCGUCACGUUUCACCGCGCAUUUGACAUGGUGCAUGACCCUCUGGUGGCACUGGAGACACUGAUUUCCCUGGGCUUUGAGCGGGUGCUGACGAGUGGCUGUGACAGCUCAGCACUGGAAGGAUUGUCCUUGAUUAAGAGGCUUGCAGAACAGGCAAAGGGCAGAAUUGUGGUGGUGCCAGGAGGUGGCAUCACGGAGCGCAACCUGCAGAGGAUUCUGGAAGGCUCCACUGCUUCUGAGUUUCAUUGCUCUGCUCGCUCAGCUCGGGACUCAGGGAUGAAGUUCAGAAACCCGAACGUUGCCAUGGGAGCGUCCUUCUCUGCCCCCGAGUACUCCAUAAAGGUGGCAGACGUGGCCAAAGUGAGGACCCUGAACGCCAUUGCCAAGAACAUUCUGUAGUGGAGGGCCAAGAGCACAGAGACUCCAGGGUGUGCCCUGGCACACAGACUGAUGGGCACUGCUUCUGUCCUCAGGCUGCAGAGGAUGUGCACUGGGUGAUGGAGCCUGACACCUCUUCCCUUGCCUUCCCCUCAAGUCCCUGGCCUGGAAACAUAUGUUGGCCAUUUUAAAUAAAAGGACUCAUUUCCAGAUGUUGCAGCAGCAGCAGAUGUUGGGCAGCAUUUGGGAGGAAAGGAGAUGAGCAAGUAGGGGGACUGAGUUGUAUAGCACUGCAUGUGAUUGUCAAAUAAACACUGCAGCUGCCCCCCUCUUGCUGUGCUUUUCUAGAGUUUGUUUGUGUUUUCAGGUAAGACCACGACCCAUGUUGCAUAGCUGAAUUAGGACCCUGCUGUGCCAGAGAAUACAGUCACAUCCAGAAGGCCAGGGUGGGAAACACCAUGGCUACAGCUGGGAAACAAGGCCAGCUGUGGUCAGCCAGCAGCAAGG